ACGCCUCAACCUCCGGGCGACAGACGACGGCUGCAGGCCAUCUCCGGUGACGGAUCUCCGACCCCGACCAUGGGCAGGCUGCUGCUGCUGGAGGCGCACGUCGCCUGCCUCCGCAUCGCCACCCCCGUCGACCAGCUCCCCCGCAUCGACGCGCAGAUCGCCGCGCGCGCCCCGCCGCCCGUGCCCCCCGCCGCCGCGCCCGCCGGCGGCGAGGAGCUCGACCUCUUCAUGACACACUAUGUGCUGCUCCUCUGUUCCUUCAAGGAACAGCUCCAGCAGCAUGUGCGCGUCCACGCCAUGGAGGCGGUGAUGGCCUGGUGGGAGCUCGAGCAAACUCUGCAGAGUCUUACAAGGGCAUCUGCUGGUGAAGGCACCGGGGCAACUAUGUCCGAUGACGAAGACAAUCCGGUCGACAGUGAGAGCAACAUGUUUGACGGGAAUGAUGUGUCAGAUGGCAUGGGCUUCGGAAUGCUAACCGAGGGUGAGAGAUCCUUGGUCGAGCGCGUGAGGCAAGAGCUGAAGCAUGAGCUUAAACAGGGGUAUAGAGAAAAGCUUGUGGACAUCAGGGAGGAGAUACUGCGGAAGCAAAGAGCCGGAAAGCUCCCAGGGGACACGGCGUCUACCCUGAAAGCUUGGUGGCAAGCCCACGCCAAAUGGCCGUACCCAACUGAGGAGGACAAGGCGCGGCUGGUGCAGGAGACGGGGCUGCAGCUGAAGCAGAUCAACAACUGGUUCAUCAACCAGCGCAAGCGGAACUGGCACAGCAACCCUACCUCGUCCUCGUCAGACAAGAGCAAGAGAAAAAGGAACAAUGCAGGUGAGGGCAACGCCGAGCAGUCCUGGUAGGGUGGGUGCGGUCGGUCGGAGAGCGAAGAACGAAGAACGAAUGCCCCAUAUAUGUACAUAGCGCUUCCAUCUUGUCGAUGAUUAGUGUUGAACCUCAUAUGUCCUCUGCAAUUCAUUUCCAUUAUAAUCUUACUCAUACAAUAUUCACACCAUGUAAUUCUGGAAAAGACAGUAUUGACAUGUUAUAAAAAAUGACAAUAUUGACAUGUUAUAAAUAGUUUGUUUGUAUUUCUGUUUA
This is a messenger RNA of Triticum dicoccoides, 1084 nucleotides long. RefSeq names its product homeobox protein knotted-1-like 11. The transcript has 7 exons. The record is from RefSeq and is a predicted model, not a curated record. Gene Ontology annotation, biological process: regulation of DNA-templated transcription. Lineage: Eukaryota; Viridiplantae; Streptophyta; Magnoliopsida; Poales; Poaceae. The coding region runs from base 70 to 846 and encodes 258 amino acids. Gene Ontology annotation, cellular component: nucleus. Gene Ontology annotation, molecular function: DNA binding.